AACCCAUUACCUCUCUCUCUCUCUCUCUAGCGAUUCGAUUUGGGCUAUUCUCUAUGGGUAUUAACUGGGUACUAAUUCUUGCUGGGGUACUUCUCUUUUGUACUGCCGAAGCCAUUGUGUCCAUUGAUGUCCAUAAGGCCAAGGAUCUCCUUCGUUUGGGCUAUCAUUACGUUGACGUUAGGACGGCAGAAGAGUUUAAUGAAGGCUAUGUAGAUUUUGAGAAGGUCGUGAACAUUCCUUACAUGUUUAGCACUCCAGAAGGAAGGACAAGGAAUCCCCAAUUUCUGGAGCACGUUUCAUCCGCUUUCAACAAAGAUGAUCGUAUCGUAGUGGGUUGUCAGCUUGGGAUUAGAUCAGUUUCUGCAACCACAGAUCUUGAGAACGAUGGUUUCAAGGAUGUGAGGAACAUGGAAGGAGGAUAUAAAGUGUGGGUAGAGAAUGGCUUAAGUGUGAAGAAACCACAUCAUGAGGAGCUCUGAUGAAGCUUUGGCUAAAUAAUUUAGUCUCGGUACUCCAAAUACGAACCAUAAUAAAGCCGUAGCUAAUUUAGUUAUUCUGAUCCUAUCAAGGGUGAUCAUCCCUCCUAUCCUCUCAUUUUCAAGUGAAGCUCAAUUUUGUUAAGCUAUGAAUAAGCAUUUAUGUAUGAGAGUCAGCUUAUCUUAAUAAAUUAUCCUCAGAUUUAAAAA
This is a messenger RNA of Macadamia integrifolia, 686 nucleotides long. RefSeq names its product thiosulfate sulfurtransferase 18-like. The record is from RefSeq and is a predicted model, not a curated record. Gene Ontology annotation, molecular function: catalytic activity. The transcript has 5 exons. Bases 54 to 479 code for a protein of 141 amino acids. Lineage: Eukaryota; Viridiplantae; Streptophyta; Magnoliopsida; Proteales; Proteaceae.